Messenger RNA from Belonocnema kinseyi, 928 nucleotides. RefSeq lists its product as uncharacterized. Bases 354 to 854 code for a protein of 166 amino acids. The transcript is spliced from 2 exons. NCBI's taxonomy places the organism in Eukaryota, Metazoa, Arthropoda, Insecta, Hymenoptera, Cynipidae. The record is from RefSeq and is a predicted model, not a curated record.
UACGUCGAUGGAAAACAACACAAAAAGUGUUCCGAAAGUUUUAAAGUAAAGUGGAUUGAAAAAUCCUUUGCCAAAUCAUUUUCUGCGGCUCUGAUCCAACUUUUAAUCUUUUAUUCAGUAACUUCCGCUGUGAAAUAUAAAAGUUAUUGCUAGUUACGUCGAUGGAUACUAAAAAAAAUACGCAAGGUUUUUUUGACCGUUUUUUUUUAUUUACGAAGAAAGUUCCCAAUGCUUGCACUCAAACCUUAGAGGAUAUGUAGUGAGAUACUUUUUCUUCAAUCCGACGUGCAAGCAGGACCCGAAAAGGUGCAAAUGAAUUUCCGGAAGUUCUUGAAGAACACAUCGUUGUAGAAAUGGAAGAUGGUACUCAUUUUGAAGGAAAAAUCAGCAAAACUGCCUCCGUACCCUACUGGAUGCAGCCUCGAGGAAAUUCAAGGAAAUCUGUGCAAUAUAACGUUUUUAUAAUGAAGUCCGAGGAGGCGUUUUUUAUUUCAAAACUUAAAUGUAUAGAACCUAUAGUUACAUCACCUUCAGCUUCACCACCUGCAGUUUCACUUUCCCUCUCGCUUUCCAUCAAUCAUAAUCAACAUAAUCAAACGGUUAAACAUGAUCUUCGUUAUGGUCCACGGUAUGCUGAAAUACGUUUAGGGGAUCAGCAUUACUCAGCUAUGAAAUUCGGAAUCCACCAGAAAUUAAGAAUUAAUCCAGAGGGAAGAGAUUUAGGUGUUUUCCCAUCCGUAAUGCACGUUUAUAUAUCAUUUCCAACCAUUGAUGAAGUUAUCUAUACUACAAAGUUAAUACCCCAUGUGACUGGACACAGGCUGAUAAAUCAUGGCGGAAUGCUUAAAUUGUGAAAAUGGAGACAUGCUUUUGAUAUUGCGAACAUAUCUCAAGAUAUCCCAUGGACAUUCCAUAAAUUUCCCAAUUA